Molecule: messenger RNA, 735 nt
Organism: Boleophthalmus pectinirostris (great blue-spotted mudskipper)
Lineage: Eukaryota; Metazoa; Chordata; Actinopteri; Gobiiformes; Gobiidae
Product: O-acyltransferase like protein-like
Exons: 6
Coding region: 1-735 (244 amino acids)
Source: RefSeq, a predicted model, not a curated record
AUGCCAAUUUCACACUCCCAUCGUAAUGAUGACAAUGCUAUAAAAGGCAGCUGUCAGCAAGGUGGAGCAAUCAGUGUUAAAAUGAAAGCCUGUUUGGUGUUGCUGCUCAUUUUACUACGCUCGUAUGGAGGCCUGGGCAUGACAGAAGACUUGGCACUGUCUCAGAGAUGUCUUAUGGAUACAGUCACUUUUCUAUCUGAAAUAAACAUGGACCAUCCAAAAGAAUAUGCUGUUCACAUGUAUGAUGCCUUUGGAAAAAUGGGAAGCAAUGUGGAGGGUGGUAACACUGAUCAGCCUGGCCUGUUGCAGCUGUGCCAGUCUGCUCAGGCGCCAACCUUUGCUGGACAAUACUGCCAAGUGUUCCUCCGUCAGGGAUCAACUGAGUAUUUUGUGGGGAUAUGUGUCCCUGACAGUUGUAAGGAAGAGGAUGUCCAAUUGCUGGUGCUGCAAGACAGGUUGAAGUUUGGGGGUGCAUCUCUUCUUGCCCCCUUCCCUUCUAUUCUGGUGAAUGACUCCACUCAAGAGGUACUCCUGAUCCACUGUGUACCUGACACUGUUGCCCCAAACAUGUUAGAGAUCACCUGCCUGUUUGUGUGUUGCAUGAUGGUAGCAAUUCCUCUGGCUGCCAGUCUAUUCACAGCUUUUACAAAAUGGCAGCGGAACAGAGAGGUCGGUCCAGCAGAACAGUCAUCAAGUUUAAAGACUGGCCUAGGCCUUUAUGUUGUUUUGAAAUGA